Messenger RNA from Hydatigera taeniaeformis, 585 nucleotides. Lineage: Eukaryota; Metazoa; Platyhelminthes; Cestoda; Cyclophyllidea; Taeniidae. The record is from the annotation of a GenBank genome assembly.
AUGCCAGGAGGGGACAAGAAUAGAAAACAGGCCAUCAUAGUUGUCAGGUUGAAACUUGAUCGCACAAGUACUGGCGAUAUGUCCGUCGAUGGUUCUGCAAAUGUGAUUCCACAGCGAAACGUGCUAAUUCCAAUAGAUGCCAGUCCAAACUGUGAGAUGGCGUUCAAUUGGUACUUGGAAAAUUUGAAAAAUGACAACGAUCUCGUUUAUUUUAUUCAUGUCAUUGAACCUGUGUAUUCUUCUCCAGCCAUUGGAUUGGCUAUGGAGUCGCCUCCCAUUAUGGUUGACGAUAUGACGCGUGUAAUGGAGGAGAGCAUAAUGUUAGGCAAGAAGCUUGGCCAAAAGUAUAUGAAACUGGCGAAGUCGGCAAAUCUAUCGUACAAGGCCUUCUUGCACAUUGACACUAAGCCCGGUUCGGCUAUUGUCCGGUCUGCAGCUGAGCACAAAGCACAGCUAAUUGUGAUUGGCUCUCGCGGUUUCGGAGCCAUCAGGAGAACGUUGCUGGGUAGCGUUAGCGACUACGUUGUCCACAAUUCCAAUGUGCCUAUUGCCGUGGUACCACCGAAGCCCAAACAAAGGCCAUAG